Molecule: messenger RNA, 591 nt
Organism: Eurytemora carolleeae
Lineage: Eukaryota; Metazoa; Arthropoda; Copepoda; Calanoida; Temoridae
Product: galactoside 2-alpha-L-fucosyltransferase 2
Exons: 9
Coding region: 1-591 (196 amino acids)
Biological process (GO): carbohydrate metabolic process
Cellular component (GO): membrane
Molecular function (GO): galactoside 2-alpha-L-fucosyltransferase activity
Source: RefSeq, a predicted model, not a curated record
AUGAAGCGCGAGGCGCCAAAGAAAAAUUUUUCAAUAUCUUUGGAACAGUUCAAGUCUGAUAUUGUGAAGGCGGCUAAAAAAGCUUUGAAACAAUCAACACAUUCAAUAAGAGAACAGUUUGGUGGGAGGAAGAUAGUUUAUGUUGGGAUUCAUGCCAGGAGAGGAGAUUAUGCUCACAAUCCUCAUCUAACGGAUUUUUAUACUAAUGAUAAUGUUUGGAGAGCUUACUUUUUGCACUGCAUUAAUCUUUUUAGGGCUCGAAUAGACAAUGAGACAACGAAAAGUGUAUUUGUAAUGCUGAGCGAUGAAAAACUUUGGCUCAAAAAUAAUUUUGAAAAUGAACCAGACGUUGGAUUUCCGGGAUACUAUUCUUUAAUAUCAGAGGAACGAAUGCCAGCAAGAGACAUGUAUAUUUUGAUGUUAUGUAAACAUUUAAUCAGGACAUAUGGAACUUUCGGAAUCUGGGGAGGAUUUUGGUCUAAAGGAACUGUAAUGUAUUCUUACACUGGUAGAGGGUUUUUGUUGUACAUAAACAUGUGCUUAGUUGUGCAUGACUAUGUAUAUGACAAGUUGUACAAACACAUGCUUUAA